AUGGCUGCUCUUCCCAGUGAUUUCGUCUGGGGCUUUGCCACCGCCUCCUACCAGAUCGAGGGCGCCGUGGACAAGGACGGACGUGGCCCCAGCGUCUGGGACACCUUCACCAAGAAGCCUGGCAAGGUCGCCGACGGCUCUUCGGGCGAGACCGCUUGCGACUCGUACAACCGCACCGCCGAGGACAUUGCCCUCUUGAAGGACCUCGGAUCGCAGGCGUACCGCUUCUCCCUCUCGUGGACGCGCAUCAUCCCCAAGGGUGGGCGCAACGACCCCAUCAACCAGGCUGGCAUCGACCACUACUCGAAAUUCUGCGACGACCUUAUCGCCGCCGGCAUCACACCCUUCAUCACGCUUUCUCACUGGGACGUCCCCGACGAGCUGGACAAGCGUUACGGCGGUCUGCUGAACCGCGAGGAGUUCCCCCUGGACUUUGAGAACUAUGCGCGCGUGUGCUUCAAGAGCUUCCCCCAGUGCAAGAACUGGAUCACCUUCAACGAGCCUUGGUGCUCCUCCAUCCUCGGCUACAGCGUCGGACAGUUCGCCCCCGGCCGCACAUCCAACCGCGACCGCAACCCCGAGGGCGACUCCUCCACCGAGCCCUGGAUCGUAGGCCACAACCUGCUCGUUGCCCACGGUCGUGCCGUCAAGGCGUACCGCGACGACUUCAAGGCCACCAACGGCGGCGAGAUUGCCAUUGUCCUCAACGGCGACGCCACCUACCCCUGGGACCCCACCGACCCCCGCGACGUCGAGGCGGCCGACCGCAAGAUCGAGUUUGCUAUCUGCUGGUUCGGCGACCCCAUCUACCAUGGCGACUACCCGGCCUCCAUGCGCAAGCAGCUGGGCGACCGCCUCCCCACAUUCACCGACGAGGAGCGCGCGCUCGUCCACGGCUCCAACGACUUUUACGGCAUGAACCACUACACCGCCGACUACGUCAAGCACAAGGACGGCGAGCCCGCCCCCGAGGACUUUCUCGGCAACCUCGAGACCACCCCCUACAACAAGAACGGCGACGUCAUCGGCGUCGAGACCCAGUCGCCCUGGCUCCGCCCCUGCGCCCCGGGCUUCCGCGACCUCCUCGUCUGGCUCAGCAAGCGCUACAACUACCCCAAGAUCUACGUCACCGAGUCCGGCACCUCCAUCAAGGGCGAGAACAACCUGCCCCUCGAGGAGCUGCUCCAGGACGAGGUCCGCUUCCAGUACUACGACGAGUACGUCAAGGCCAUGGCCGUCGCCAGCCAGCUCAACGGCGUCAACGUGCGCGGCUACUUUGCCUGGUCGUUGCUCGACAACUUUGAGUGGGCCGAGGGCUACGAGACGCGCUUCGGCGUGUGCUACGUCGACUACAACAAUGGGCAGAAGAGGUACCCCAAGAAGAGCGCCAAGCACCUCAAGCCCCUGUUUGACAGCUUGAUCAAGAAGUAG
Molecule: messenger RNA, 1431 nt
Organism: Emericellopsis cladophorae
Lineage: Eukaryota; Fungi; Ascomycota; Sordariomycetes; Hypocreales; Bionectriaceae
Product: Beta-glucosidase 1B-like protein
Exons: 2
Coding region: 1-1431 (476 amino acids)
Biological process (GO): carbohydrate metabolic process
Molecular function (GO): beta-glucosidase activity
Source: RefSeq, a predicted model, not a curated record